AUGGCGAUCAACCAUUGUGAACUCCCCAGAACUGUGGUCAUCCACGUCACGGGUCAAUGUCACAGAGUCGCUGGGUCGCAGAGUUUUCCUCUCACAUUGUCGUUAUGGAGCCCCAGCGAUGUGUCCCAGCACCCCAUUCUCGCCCUUAUCUCCAUCCAUGCCUCUGCGCUGAAGAAUCUUCGUAUCCACGUUCCUAUUAGGUCUCUUGGGGCAUUUUCCGGAUGUCGAGGACGCCUGGAUCGUCUGGAACAUCUCAUACUUGAAUCAAACGACGAAACACUGCCGGAAGGUCGGGCCAUCAACGCAUUCGAGUAUGCACCGAAGUUGCGUAUAUUCACUGCACCCAUUCGUCAUUUUCCUCGCGCCGUGGAGAUGCCAUGGUUCCAGCUUAGCCACUGUAGUCUUCGGAUUGACGACGAGCAGGACCUCCCACUUCUUGAGCGGCUGGAUAAUGUCAAGAGUGCGGACAUACGCAGCGGUGGAAAUUUGUUACGAGUUCCGCAAGGACAUCAACCCAUCCACCUCCCCCGUCUGACGUCGUUAGCGCUCACGUCUCAGAAUCCUGCGGCUACUCCAUCGCCUGAUAUCCGGGUCAUUUUCGCUUCACUUUCUCUCCCAAAUCUCGUCGAUUUGCACAUUACCUAUUUUGCAGUGCCAGUGAUCCCUCAUAUCAGCAUUCAGCCCAACGUCAUCACCAAGCUCGAACCAACACGGAUAUCAUCUGCUGCUGGGGGUAACCAGAAAUACACAUUUCCUGGAUUAUUGACACUGCUGAAUACCGUAACGAAUCUUCGUUGUCUCGCUCUUAACUCCGCUAGAGCGUUAUCGUCCGAUGAUAUAUCUCUACUCGGAGGUAUCUCGUCGUCGGAAAACAUGCCUCUACGUCACCUCCGAGUGCUCGAUCUCAGUGGUUGCAAACUCCAUUGUGAUUACUCGAGCUUCGUCGAGAUGGUCAGGGCUCGUAGACAAGGGGAUCACUCAGAGUGUGAUCAACUAGAAACUCUCUACCUAGCCACUGCACUCGAACUAGAUGGUCCUACUGCAGAGAUCUGGUCCAAUCUCGAUAACCGGUUGAAUGUCGUGUAUGGAGAUGGGAGAUUACUGCGGACCUUUCUGGUAUGCUUCCCUACGGCCUUGACCUCGAUGUAUUAUUUCUCUCCACAUUGA
This is a messenger RNA of Desarmillaria tabescens, 1167 nucleotides long. RefSeq lists its product as uncharacterized. Lineage: Eukaryota; Fungi; Basidiomycota; Agaricomycetes; Agaricales; Physalacriaceae. The transcript is spliced from 2 exons. Bases 1 to 1167 code for a protein of 388 amino acids. The record is from RefSeq and is a predicted model, not a curated record.